Messenger RNA from Juglans regia (Persian walnut), 865 nucleotides. RefSeq lists its product as uncharacterized. The record is from RefSeq and is a predicted model, not a curated record. The transcript is spliced from 4 exons. Bases 295 to 711 code for a protein of 138 amino acids. NCBI's taxonomy places the organism in Eukaryota, Viridiplantae, Streptophyta, Magnoliopsida, Fagales, Juglandaceae.
UAAGAUGGUUAUCGUCUUAUUUAUCUAUUUUAGUUAGUUUAUUCCAGUAUUUUAUUUCUCACCGUUGGAUCUAGCUUUCCCCCUCAUAUUUCCCUCCCCUCCAGCCGCCUCUCUCUCUCUCUCUCUCCCGUGGGUUCCUCUUCCAGCCGUGACUCCGCCGCCUCCUCCGUCGCGUAGUCGCCGGCUAGCCGAGCCCCUCCCUUACGGCCUCACCCCCCCCGCGGAUCUCCCCCGCAGCUCCUCCCCAGCCCACGCCGUAGCCCAACUGUUAUUAUGGCUGACUGAGAAGUUGCAAUGGGCAGUACAGAGACACAACAAAAAGCUGGCCUUCCUCUAAUUGUUAAACUGGAUAAGGGAUUGAAAUUGGCUGAACAAUGGAUUAAUACUAUGACCAAAGUUGCAGAAGAUGAACCAACAGAAGUAGAAUUGGAGGCUCGACCUUAUAGGCUUGGACUUGGUGCAAAGGUUUCGCGUCAAUCCAAAGUUGGACCUUCAAAUGAUCCACUUGAAAGGAAACUAUACGCCAAGUUAAACAAUGGAAAAAGAAAAGCUUCCAAAAGUGCCAAGGAAUGCAUGCUGUCUGCUAGAGAUGGAGGUGAUGAUGACUAUGAUGCUGAGGAGAAUUUAGACAGCAGAACAACUGCGUUUGACAAGAAGAGAGCAGGAGCUUCUAAGACUGCAUUUUUACAAGCAAAUAAAAAACAGAAGUAGCUAUUUUUCAAGGACUUUUACCUAUUUUAUUCUGUCGUAUACUUUUAGGAGGGAUGUCUUUGCUUUGUGCAAGUAAUGCAUUUUUUGGAAGUUGGGUAUUUUUUAUGUGACGCUGAUGGCUUAUUCUAAUUUGAAAUCGACUUGUACUAAUUUG